This is a messenger RNA of Huiozyma naganishii CBS 8797, 318 nucleotides long. RefSeq names its product SUMO family protein SMT3 (gene SMT3). NCBI's taxonomy places the organism in Eukaryota, Fungi, Ascomycota, Saccharomycetes, Saccharomycetales, Saccharomycetaceae. The record is from RefSeq and is a predicted model, not a curated record. The transcript has a single exon. Gene Ontology annotation, cellular component: septin ring; nucleus. Bases 1 to 318 code for a protein of 105 amino acids. Gene Ontology annotation, biological process: protein sumoylation. Gene Ontology annotation, molecular function: protein tag activity; ubiquitin-like protein ligase binding.
AUGUCUGAAUCCCCAGAGAACACCAACACUAACACUCCUGCUGACGUGAAGCCCGACGUUAAGCCCGAUGUCAAGCAGGAGACGCACAUCAACUUGAAGGUGUCCGACGGGUCCUCAGAGAUCUUCUUCAAGAUCAAGAGAACCACACCAUUGAGACGGUUGAUGGAGGCGUUUGCCAAGAGACAAGGUAAAGAAAUGGACUCGCUGCGAUUUUUGUACGACGGUAUCAGAAUCCAAGCGGACCAGACUCCAGACGACUUGGACAUGGACGACAACGAUAUGAUCGAAGCCCACAGAGAGCAAAUUGGUGGCUACUAA